Messenger RNA from Aureobasidium musti, 1749 nucleotides. Lineage: Eukaryota; Fungi; Ascomycota; Dothideomycetes; Dothideales; Saccotheciaceae. The record is from the annotation of a GenBank genome assembly.
AUGAACGCGCAAGACAGGUUCAUGGCCGACAGUGAGCGCGAUGCUUCACCUGAGAGAUUCGGUCCCAUCGAACGCCAUGAAUCCCACGAGAUACCCAUAGCAACAAGACGACGUUCUUCAGCAUCAUCGCACUCUGGAAGCUCGGUCAGGCUACAAGAGAUGGGCAGAAGCAUUUCUAGAAUUGAAACACAACACGAGAACGAGGCGGAUCUUGAAAGACAUCCCACUGCAUUGAGCAGAAUCCAAACUGGCAGAAGUCAACACAGCGCUACUGUUGGAGCGAAUGGCGCAGAGGGUUCAGGAUUUGGAGUUUUCCGCACAAGAUCUUCCAAGGCAAGCAAACCUUUGCCUGCCUUUGGUGGUGGCAAGCCUUAUCCUCCUCCGUUGCCAGAAAGAGAAGAAUACGUAGUAGAAUUUGAUGGUCCGAAUGAUCCAAUGCAUGCUCAGAACUGGCCUUUCAAGAAGAAGCUUCCUGUCGCUGCUUCGCUAGGCUUCGUUACUUUGACUGCUGCAUUCGGCUCAUCUAUCUUCUCCUCCGCUACUGGUGCUGUCGCUCUCGAGUAUGGUGUUUCAAGAGAAGUUGGCAUUCUUGGUAUCUCACUUUACGUUCUCGGUUUUGCUACUGGUCCUAUAUUCUUUGGCGGUUUCAUGGGUGCUUGUCCGCUUACCGUCGUUGGAGCCGUUUUCGCCGAUAUGUUUAACAACGCUCAGAGAGGUGUCGCCGUCACUGUCUUCAGUAUUGCCGUCUUCUCUGGACCUUUACUCGCGCCCUUCAUCGGUGGCUUCAUCACGACUUCCUAUCUCGGAUGGCGCUGGUGCGAAUACAUCACCGCCAUUAUGGGCUUCACUGGACUCGCCCUCCUGAUUUUCCUCCUCGAAGAGACAUAUCCACCCGUCAUUCUCGUCAACAAGGCUGCCGAGCUUAGACGCAGAACCAAGAACUGGGGCAUUCACGCAAAGCAGGAGGAAAUCGAGAUCAAUCUGCGCGAACUGGUUGAGAAGAACUUGGGCAGACCUAUGCUUCAAAUGAUCCCUGCUAAUCAAGUCAGNGCAUUCGUUUACGGACUGCUCUACCUGUUCCUGACUUUCUACCCGAUCGUGUUCCAACAAGUACACGGCAUGUCUCCUGGUGUUGGCGGAUUGCCAUACUUCGGUAUGAUUCUGGGUGAAGUUUUCGCUGGUCUCUACAUUGUUAUCGACGUACCAUCAUACAACCGCAAGCUGAAGGCUAACAACAACAUCCCUAUCCCGGAGUGGCGUCUUCCCCCGGUCAUUAUCGGUGGAGUACUCUUUGGAAUCGGUUUGCUGUGGUUUGGCUGGACAGGUUUCCGUGCAGACAUUCCCUGGAUUGCUCCGACUCUGAGUGGAUUAUUUACCGGAUUUGGCAUCAUGUCCAUCUUCCUCCAGUGUCUCAACUAUCUCAUCGACAGCUACCUGAUGUUCGCUGCUUCCGCUAUCGCUGCAAACACAUUNUUGCGUUCGCUUUGCGGUGCUGGAUUCCCUCUNUUCGCAACAUACAUGAUCGAAGGUAUGGGCAUUCAGUGGGCAGGCACUUUGCUCGGAUGUUUCGCCUUCUUGCUUGUUCCACUACCAAUUCUCUUCUACCUGAGAGGAGCUCAGAUCAGAGGCAAGAGCAAGUUUGCACCUACUUUCCCUAUCGCCAACAAAGCAUCAGCCAACCCAGACGACGAGCCUGUCUCAUCUGGCAGCGGUUCUGAUGCUUCAAAAGAUAUCGAGAAACAAGCAUAA